AUGUCCACAAAGCGGCAGCGCGAGGCUGAGGCGCCGGAAGCACAGGAAGAGCUUCCUGCGGACUUCGAUGAGGCUUAUUUUGAGGCCUACGACAAUCCGGAGAUCCACGCGCUGAUGCUUGGGGAUACGCAGCGGCUGGGAUCCUACCUGGCUGCGAUUCGCUGCCACCGCGGUGCCAUGGAGGGCAAGCUGGUGCUAGACGUAGGCGCUGGCAGCGCUGUGCUGAGCAUGCUUUGCGUGCUGCACGGGAAGGCCGGGCACGUCUUCGCGGUGGAGGCCUCGCCGGGCAUGGCCUCGGUGGCGCGCCGGCUGGUGGAGAUCAACGCCAUGCAGCAGAAGGUCACCAUCAUCGAGGGACGGGUGGAAGAGGUGGAGCUUCCUGGUAAGGUUGACAUCAUCAUUUCUGAGUGGAUGGGCUUCUACCUGGUCCAUGAGUCCAUGCUGGAGUCGGUGCUUGCGGCACGAGACCGUUGGCUGAAACCACAGGGCUUGCUGCUGCCGAGCUCGGGCCGGAUUUGGGCGGCUCUGGUGGAAGCGGAGGAGCUGCGCAAAGACCUCGCGGCCUACGAAGAUCUGCUGGGCCUGGACCUGCGGCCCGUUAGCUCAUUGGAGCUGCAGCGCUACGCGUCGCAGCCACGGGUGGAGAACUUGGAGCCCAGGCGGCUGUUAGCGGAGCCGGUGCUGUUUGCAGAGCUGCCAGACUUGCGGACAUUGCCUCCAAGCGGCAGCCGGCAAUUUCAGGCCAAGCUUUCCUUCCGCAGCUGGCGCCGCGGCUUCGCCGCAGCGGUCGCCUUCUGGUUCGACGUGGGCUUCGGACAUGACGUCGUCUUGAAGACGGACCCCGGGUCACCGCCGACCCACUGGAAGCAAACUGUGGUCUACCUCGGCGCCUUUGCGGAGGUGGAGGCGGGUGAGGUGCUGGCCGCCGAGGUGACGAUGGCUCAGAGUGAGGAGAACCCGCGGCAGUACAACAUCUCCCUUGAGACGCUUUAG
This is a messenger RNA of Effrenium voratum, 993 nucleotides long. Lineage: Eukaryota; Dinophyceae; Suessiales; Symbiodiniaceae. The record is from the annotation of a GenBank genome assembly.